This is a messenger RNA of Saccostrea echinata, 1731 nucleotides long. RefSeq names its product small integral membrane protein 14-like. The transcript has 5 exons. Lineage: Eukaryota; Metazoa; Mollusca; Bivalvia; Ostreida; Ostreidae. Gene Ontology annotation, cellular component: endoplasmic reticulum. The record is from RefSeq and is a predicted model, not a curated record. Bases 62 to 367 code for a protein of 101 amino acids.
AGAUAAGAAGAUCUACAGUUUUUUUUUUUACUUUUUACAUAACAACAUCGAAAGUGAAGUCAUGGCUGACGGCUUUGAUCCCUGUGAGUGUGUGUGGAACCAUGAACAUGCCAUGCAGAGACUUAUUAACUUGUUGAGGAACACACAGUCCUACUGUACAGAUAAUGAAUGUCUAACAGAUCUACCUGGAGCUAACACGGCACCAGAUGGUGGGUUCAGUUCUAUGAUGCUGAUGAUGCUGGGCUGGUUAGUGGUGGCCACAUGUCUCUAUCUUCUACGUCCCAACAGUCUACGAAAUCAAGGAGAUUCAAAACCAGCCAGAAACAAUGAUCCCAGUCCACCUCCCCCUGGUCCCUCAGUAAGUUAAAGAUGCAUAGGUAUAAUGGGACUUUUGACAUGGCUCACCCUAAGGACUCAGUCCAGGAAAAAUGCCCUCAUUUCUACUGUGUGUGUCUAAGGAGUGAAUGCUGGCAGUAUGACUGGACGUUACCUCAUCAUUUGUACACAAGGAAUCUUGUGUCAUCCAUCCAUCAAUCUAUAAUGUGUGCAAUCAGAACUAUAUAAACACGGCUUUGACAUCAGUUCAGAUCUUAUAAUAUAUGUUGGGAUAUUUAUAUGUAGGUCAUUGCAUUAUUUCUUAUUUGGUGAACUUGAGAUAUUUAUAGAUAUUUGAACAUAUAGAAACACCAGUGUCAAGUUUGCUUCUGGUAAAGGAAUUAAAAACAUUUCAAAAAUAUGUGAUAAAUGUGCAAAAUAAUUGUAAAUCCUUGUACACAUUUAUAGACUAAUUUCAUUUCAACUGAUUAAGGGAAACGUGGAAUGAUGCUCAGAAGAAAACUUUAAAAUACAUGUAUUUGUAAUUGGUGCAUUUAAAUGUUACAAUGUUUUGAUCUUUCUUUUAUUAUAACUUGGUGUAGGAUUUUUUUCUUACAUUGUCUCAUUAUUGAAGUUGAUUUAAAGCAAUAUGAGCUGCAUUUUUGAAAAUUUUAUUUUGCUGUUAAAAUGUGCUGUUUCAAUAAAUCUGUACAUAACUUAAACCUUUAUGAUCAAUUAGACUAAAAGUAUCAUAUUGUUUCAAAAGAAAGAUUUCUGUACAAUGGAAUGUAUAGUAUUAUAUAAGAAAUCUAUAUUGUACAGGACGACAAUAAUGUAAUUUUGCUUCAAUCAAAGCUUAAAACUAGUUUUUCUAUCGAAAUUGUAAACAAAAGAAGGUUAUAAACCUUUUUUUUGUCAUUGAAAUAGUUGAUUACAAUAUUGCAACAAUAAUGUCCGAUAUCAACGUUGCAGCUCGUAUUGCUUUAAGGAAAUAUACAUAUAUCUGAUCCUUCCUCUGAUCCCUUGGCUAUUCUGAUAUGUAACUUGCAGACCAUUUUUUCGAGAUCAUACAUUUCAGUGCUUAAAUCUUUUGGUGUUGGUUUAUGUUUUAACUCUAUGCAUCAUUGGUGAAUUCCUGAGACAUCACUUGUUUUUGGUGGAGACUCACGAUUCAUUUAUUGUUGAGUAUCUUUAAAACCUGAAUACUAUGAAGUGUAAUAUUUCUUAAUUGUUUUAAUUAGAGUAAAUAUGUUAAAUUUUGUUUUUACUCAAUAAUACAUGUACAUGUACAAUGUUUAUGUACUAUUUUGUAUUUAGAUAUGUUUAAGAAUUUUUAAUUUGUUAAAUAUAAUUAAUAUUAUUUAUGUCUAGUUUUUGAAGUCUGAUAGUAAUAUUCAUUAAUUUGAAAAUUUUGUU